CAUGCGCAGUUGCACACUUGGUAUCAGGAACAUGGCAGCGUCCUCAGCGCUGUUGUGGGGAGUACAGCGCAACUGAGCUUCUACAGCAUCACAGUGAGAAAACUGAAACGCAACGGCCGCACUCGGAGGAGGGUGGGGGGCUGAGGGACGGCUACAAGUAACUCCCAUUAGCGAAUUUACAGGUCCUAUGAAAAGAUGAAUGUCCUCAAAGAAAACAAAGACCUGGCCUGUUUUUACACCACCAAACACUCCUGGAGGGGAAAGUACAAGAGAGUCUUCUCAGUGGGGACGCAUGCCAUUACCACUUACAACCCUACCACGCUAGAAGUAACAAAUCAGUGGCCUUAUGGAGACAUCUGUGGCAUUGGUCCGGUAGGAAAAGGUCAGGGAACAGAGUUCAACCUCACAUUCCGCAAAGGCAGCAGCAAGAAGUCAGAAACGCUGAAGUUUUCAACAGAGCACAGGACAGAACUGCUCACAGAGGCACUGAGAUUCAGAACAGAGUUUUCAGAAGGAAAGAUAACGGGCAGGCGCUACAACUGCUACAAGCACCACUGGAGCGACACACGAAAGCCUGUGAAUUUAGAGGUGACCCCAGGUGGCAUUGACCAGAUUGACCCCCACACUAACCGGGUGGUGUGUUCCUACGACUAUCGGAAUGUGGAGGGCUUUGUGGAGGUCUCUGAUUACCAGGGAGGGUUCUGCAUCCUUUAUGGAGGCUUCAGCCGACUGCAUCUGUUUGCCUCGGAGCACCGGGAUGACAUCAUCCGCAGCGCCAUAGAGCAUGCUGGUAACUUCAUCGGCAUCAUGCUGCGAUUGAGGAAGGAAGCUCUGACCUUUGAGGGCUUUGUGAUGGACAGGUUGGGGAAGUACAGCUCAGACGAGAGCAUCACUUCUCUGGCCGAGUUUGUGGUGCAGAAGAUUACGCCUCGACACCCGGAGCCUGUAAAGCGAAUCCUUGCCCUGACAGAAACAUGUUUAGUGGAGAGAGAUCCAGCUUCAUACAACAUAGUGACCCUCAAACCCUUCGGAGAGGUAUUUGCUCUUAUCUGUGAUGUGGACAACCCUCAGGUGUUUACAGUUGAAUUCAUCAGAGGUCAGAUCAGGAAGUACUCCUCCACAGAAAGGGACUCUUUGCUAGCCAGCCUACUUGACGGAGUCCGUGCGUCAGGCAACAGGGACGUAUGCGUCAAGAUGGCCCCCACGCAGCGCGGGCAAAGGUGGGGCCUCCUGAGCAUGCCUGUGGACGAGGAGGUGGAGAGUUUGCAUCUUAAAUUCCUGGCAGCACCACCUAAUGGGAACUUUGCAGAUGCAGUGUUCAGAUUCAAUGCCAACAUAUCCUACAGCGGCGUGCUGCACGCAGUAACCCAGGAUGGUCUUUUUUCUGAAAACAAAGAGAAGCUCAUCAACAAUGCCAUCCUGGCUCUCUUAUCUCAGGAGGCUGAGCUGCCGGCUCUGAACGCUGAGCUGGAGAGCCAUUUCCAGGCCAUUCGACGCUUGGUGGCCUCCAAGGCUGGUUUCCAGGCUUUCACCCAGCUGCCUAAGUCUGGUCAAGGGUCUGGACUCACAGAUGCAACGUUCAGGGAGAAACUGGGAGUAAAGACAGUGAAAGCUUUAAAAAGGAACAACAAUGGUGUGACGCAUGCUGCUAUAGACAUGCUCUGUGCCCUUAUGUGUCCGAUGCAUGAUGAUUAUGACCUGAGGCAGGAGCAGCUGAACAAGGCCUCUCUGCUUUCCUCCAAGAAGUUUCUGGAAAACCUUCUUGAAAAAUUCAUCACGAAUGUGGAUCAUGGCACCGGCGCUUUGGUGAUCAGCUCCUUACUGGACUUCUUAACCUUUGCCCUCUGCGCCCCCUACAGUGAAACUACAGAGGGGCAGCAGUUCGAUAUGCUGCUGGAAAUGGUUGCCUCCAAUGGACGGACCCUGUUCAAACUCUUCCAGCAUCCCUCUAUGGCCAUAGUAAAGGGAGCUGGGCUGGUGAUGAAGGCUAUUAUUGAGGAAGGUGACAAGGAAAUAGCCACCAAGAUGCAGGAGCUGGCUCUGAGUGAAGGGGCUCUUCCGAGACAUCUCCACACAUCGUUGUUCACCAUCAGCGCUGACCAGAGGAUGCUUACCAACAGGCAACUGAGUCGCCACCUGGUGGGACUGUGGACAGCAGAGAAUCCAGUUGCUAUGAACCUCUUAAAGAGGAUAUUGCCAACAGGCCUGCUGGCUUAUCUGGACAGUCCUGACCCUGUCCCAGAGAAAGAUGUGGACAGAAUGCACAUCCGGGACAACAUGAAACUCGUCACGGACCAGCUUAACAGAAACAAGGUUCCUGAGUGGCAGCGGAUAGCAGGCAAAGCAGCCAAAGAAGUGGAGAAGUUUGCCAAGGAGAAGGCUGAUCUUGUUUUGAUGCACUGGAGGGAUAAAAUGGGCAUAGCACAAAAGGAGCAGGACAGAAAUAACCUGAACCCAAACCAAAAACCUGUUAUCCUGAGAAAGAGACGGCAGAGAAUAAAGAUUGAGGCCAACUGGGAGCUUUUCUACUACAGAUUCCAGCUCGACCAUGCACGGUCCAACCUCAUCUGGAACCUCAAAACUAGAGAGGAGCUGCGGGAUGCUCUGGAGGGAGAGAUGCGCGCCUUUAGUGUGGACCGCGAGCUUGGCAGUAUCACCGUCAUCUCCUGGAACCACCAGGAGUUUGAGGUGAAAUACGAGUGCCUUUCAGAUGAGAUCAGGAUCGGGGAUUACUACCUGCGUCUUCUGCUUGAGGAGGAUGAAAAUGAGGAAUCUAGUGCCAUCAAAAGAUCAUACGAGUUCUUCAACGAGCUCUACCAUCGCUUUCUGCUCACACCCAAAGUUACGAUGAAGUGCCUGUGUUUACAGGCACUCGCCAUUGUCUAUGGAAAGUGCUUUGAGGAGAUUGGGCCAUUCACAGACACCAAAUACAUUGUGGGCAUGUUGGACAGAUGCACUGACAGACUGGAAAGAGACAGACUAAUCCUCUUCCUGAACAAACUCAUUUUAAACAAAAAAAAUGUGAAAGAUGUGAUGGAUUCAAAUGGAGUACGCAUCCUGGUGGACCUACUCACUUUAGCCCAUUUGCACACUAGUAGAGCUACUGUGCCCCUGCAGAGCAAUGUGCUGGAGGCAUCCCCUGACAUGAAGCGGGAGAGUGAGAAGGAGUGGUACUUUGGUAAUGCAGACAAGGAAAGAAGGGGACCUUUCGGUUUUGAGGAGAUGCAGGAAUUUUGGAACACGGGCAUCCUGACGGCGAAGACGCGCUGCUGGGCGCAGGGGAUGGAUGGAUGGCGCCCCCUGCAGGCAAUACCUCAGCUCAAAUGGUGUCUCCUGGCAACUGGACAGGCGGUGAUGAACGAGUCAGAUCUGGCUACACUAAUCCUUAACAUGCUCAUCACCAUGUGCUCGUACUACCCCAGCAGGGACCAAGAUAAUUCCAUUAUUCGUCCAUUACCUAAAAUCAAGAGGAUGAUUAGUGACAAUGCCUGUCUCCCACACAUUGUCCAGCUGCUGCUGACGUUUGACCCUAUCCUGGUGGAAAAAGUUGCCAAUGUUCUGUAUCUGGUAAUGCAGGACAACCCCAAUCUGCAGCGCCUCUACUUAACUGGGGUCUUCUUCUUCAUCAUGAUGUACACAGGCUCCAACGUUCUUCCUGUAGCAAGGUUCUUGAAGUACACUCACCUGAAGCAGGCUUUCAAAUCAGAGGAGGCAAAGGGUCAGGACAUAGUACAGCGUAGUGUUCUGGGACCAGUGCUGCCUGAGGCCAUGGUCUGUUACCUGGAGAACUACGAGGCUGAACGCUUCUCAGAGAUAUUCCUAGGUGAAUUUGAUACACCCGAGGCUAUUUGGAGCAGUGAGAUGAGACGAAUGAUGAUUGAGAAAAUAGCAGCUCACGUGGCCGACUUCAGCCCCAGGCUACAGAGCAACACGCGGGCUCUCUACCAGUACUGCCCCAUCCCUGUGAUCAGCUUCCCUCAGCUGGACAAUGAACUCUUCUGCAACAUCUACUACCUCAGACAUCUUUGUGACACCAUCCGCUUCCCCAACUGGCCAAUUCGAGAGGCUGUAAAGCUGCUAAAAGACACUCUUGAAGCCUGGAAGAGAGAAGUAGAAAAGAAACCUCCUUCUAUGUCUGUAGAUGAUGCCUAUGAAGUCCUCAACCUCCCCAAAGGACAGGGACAGCAUGAAGAGGGUAAAAUCAGGAAAGCUUACUUCAGACUGGCACAGAAGUACCAUCCUGACAAGAACCCAGAAGGCAGGGACAUGUUCGAGAAAGUGAACAAAGCAUAUGAGUUCCUCUGCACAAAAUCUGCCAGAAUAGUGGAUGGCCCCGACCCAGAAAACAUCAUCCUCAUCCUCAAAGCUCAGAGUAUCUUGUUCAACAGACACAAACAAGAACUGGAACCCUACAAAUAUGCUGGUUACCCCAUGCUUAUCAAAACAAUCACCAUGGAGACAGAGGAUGCGCAGCUUUUCUCCAAGACCUCUCCCCUCCUCCCGGCUGCAACUGAACUGGCCUUCCACACUGUAAACUGCUCAGCUCUCAACGCGGAGGAGCUGCGCCGUGAGAAUGGCAUUGAGGUGUUAUUGGAGGCUCUCUCUAGAUGUGUUGCUGUAUUAACUGCAUCCAGCAAACCUGAUGACAUGGCUGUACAGGUAUGUGGGCACAUCUGUAGGUGCUAUAGCGUUGCAGCUCAAUUUGAGGAAUGCAGGGAAAAGAUCAUCGAGUUGCCCAAUAUCAUCAGAGAUCUCUGUCAUAUUUUGUACUAUGGAAAGGGUCUCCCAAAAACUGCAGCCGUGGGUGUGCAGUGCGUCAGCUCCUUUGCAGUGGAUUUCUUCCUCCAGACCCAUCUAUACCACGCGGGUGUGCUCUGGCAUCUGCUGGUUAACCUCUUUAACUAUGACUACACGUUGGAGGAGAGUGGUGUGCAGACCAGCCAGGACACAAACCAACAGGAGGUCGCUAACAGCCUAGCCAAGCUCAGCCUGGUAGCUCUUAGUCGCCUGGGGGGCUAUAGUCAAACGCUGAACACCCCGGAUGGUAGCAAUCCUGUUUCAGAGACCAACGGCAUUGAGGGCAUACCUCCAGAGAACCCCACCAUACGAAAGAGCUUAGCCGCCAUGUUGACGCCAUAUAUAUCAAGGAAACUGGGAACAGGAAUCCCUGCUGAGGUCUUGAAGCUGUUGAACAGUAACUCAGAGAACCCAUACCUGAUCUGGAACAAUGGAACCCGAGCUGAGCUGCUGGAGUUCCUGGAGGGUCAGCAAGAAGGAAACAUCAAAAGGGGAGAAAACGAUAAAAGCUUUGGUGCAGAGUUUGUGUUCAGUGAUCACAGCAAAGAGCUGAUUGUUGGGGAAAUUUUUGUCCGAGUUUACAAUGAACAGCCAGUUUUUCCGCUUGAGUACCCCAAAGCAUUUGCAGCCAGCCUCCUGGAUUACGUUGGCUCCCAGGCUCAGUAUCUCCACACUUUACUGGCCAUGAGUCAGAGCAACAAGGUCGAGUCCCAGCAGCACGCUGAGAGGCUUCGCUUCGCUGAGAUGGCUUUAGAGGCACUUCGUAAUGUCAUCAAGAACAACCCUGGCUCUGAGUCAGAGUGCAUCGGCCACUUCAAGUUGCUUUUCUCUCUCCUGCGAGUUCAUGGAGCUGGCAGAGUGCAGCAGCUGGUUUUGGAGGUUGUGAACACUGUGACGUCAAACCAGGAGUGUGUGAGCAACAUUGCAGAGUCUCUAGUGUUAUCAAACCUUCUGUUGCUGCUGCACUCGCUUCCAUCCAGCAGGCAGAUGGUGCUGGAAACCCUGCAUGCACUUACUUCCAACACAAAAAUAAUUAAAGAGGCUAUGGCCAAAGGUGCCCUGAUCUACUUGCUAGACCUCUUCUGUAACUGCACGCACCCACAGGUUCGCACACAGACUGCAGAACUCUUCUCCAAGAUGACCUCAGACAAGUUGGUCGGCCCAAAGGUGCGUCUUACACUAAUGCGUUUCCUCCCGGCGGUGUUUAUGGAUGCGAUGCGAGACAACGCAGAGGCAGCUGUGCACAUAUUCGAGGGAACCCAUGAAAAUCCAGAACUCAUCUGGAAUGACAGCUCAAGGGAGAAGGUGUCAACCACUGUGCGGGAGAUGAUGCUUGAGCACUUUAAGCAGCAGAAGGAUAAUCCUGAUGUAAACUGGAAAUUGCCAGAGUCCUUCACCAUGGCUUAUGGAGCAGGACAGGGUGAAGUUGAAGUGGGUGGCGUCUUCUUGAGGAUCUUUAUUGCCCAGCCAGGCUGGGUGCUACGCAAGCCUCGAGAGUUCCUGGUGGCUCUUCUGGAGACCCUGACUGAACUGUUGGAAAAGAACAACCCCAAUGGGGAAGCACUGGAAACCGUUACCACAGCAGCCGUGUGUCUAUUCAGCACACAAAGUCAACUGGCUGAUCAGGUCCCCCCUCUGGGUCACCUACCUCGCAUACUGGCAGCACUCAACCACAAAAAUAACGCUGUACCUAAGAGUUCCAUCCGCCUCAUCCACGUGCUAUCGGACAAUGAGCUAUGUGUACGCUCCAUGUCAGCUCUGGAGAUUAUCGGCCCCCUAAUGACUGGAAUGAAAGUCCGUGCAGACAUGGCUGGAUUGGCUUGUGAAGCUCUCAACCGCAUGUUCCAGAAGGAGCAGACAGAACUGGUUGCCCAGGCUCUAAGGGUGGAGCUGGUUCCAUACCUCCUAAAGCUUCUGGAAGGAAUCGGCCUAGAGACUUUAGAAAACCCUUCAGCUACCAAGGCCCAGAUUGUGAAGGCCCUUAAGUCCAUGACUCGUAGUCUACAGUAUGGAGAACAGGUGAAUGAGAUUCUUGCAAGGUCUUCAGUAUGGAGUGCGUUCAAAGACCAGAAACAUGAUCUUUUCAUCUCCGAGUCUCAGACCGCAGGCUACUUGACAGGGGUAUCCACUCCUUCCCUCAUGGCUGCCAGCAGCCCACUGCGAGGUGGGCUCUAGUCUCCUGGCCUGGGCCCUCAGAGCCCUCCUCUAUCUUGCUCUGAUGCAGGUCCAGGAGUGGCUGGGUACCUCACAGCAGGAACUGGCACCACGGUAAUGCCAAACGUCCCACCACCUGUGGACAAUGACAUUGGAGACCAAGGCUGAUGGACACACACACAGUCAGGCACCCAGACUGCAGCUUCACAGUCGCCACUCAGAGAGGGACUGUUCCUUCUCCCGGGAGGGAAUGAAGAGAGAGAAAAAGAUGGAGGAGAGCGAGCCAUUAUUAACUGUCACCAAAAUCUGCAACACCUCCUCCAGUGUCACUACUCUGCCCUUACAAAUGGCACUCAUGGCUUCAUAAACACCUUGAAAUUGUUUUAACGGGUGACCACAUUUGUUUUGUUUCUGUUCUUUUGUUUCUUUCAAUGACACACAGAAGUUUACUUUUUGUAUGAAUAUAUUUUUUACUCUAGAUUUUUUUUCCCAUGAGGAAAACAUUGGAAGACUGAAUCUUGCUAUAAAUAUGUUGUCUCUUCUCCAUUAUCGUAUCACUUUGUCAAAUCCUGAUUGGCUGUAUUAACCUCAAAAUGCUGUGGAAGAGUGGGCACUGAACCUCCACUGUGACAAAUUGUUGCAAACGAUCUACAGACCUACAUGAAUAUGGCAUUUACAAUUCUGCAUUAUGAAGUAUUAAGUGAAAAAGAACAAAAGGAAGUCAAAAGUCUGUUGUGUAUGAUUUCUCUUACCUGAAAAUUCCCAAGAAUACUAAAAACUGAUGUUGACCUGCAGAUGGGGUUAGAUCUUUUCAAAUUUCCAGCCUCUUAUUCCUUUGAUCUUAUUUCAUUCAUCAUAGUGCUCUUUUUGAUGGCUACUCUUUCUGCCUCACAUUUUUUAAAAAUUCUCCUUCUCCCCAAAAAGCACUAUAACAAUAUAUAUGAAUAAUGACCACGGGAAAUGAGCUUGUGCUGAGACUUGAUGAAUGAUGUUGACUCUGAUUAUGAAUCUAUGUGAAAGACUAGUGCAAUUUGUGAAAUGUUCAAUGUAAUAUGAAGUAUAUAAACUUUCUAUAUUGAAUGUACAUUAAAAAAAUAAAUCGGUCACACUUGUACAUAAAAUUUUAAGAAUUAAAGGGAACCCACAGUGUU
This is a messenger RNA of Betta splendens (Siamese fighting fish), 8102 nucleotides long. RefSeq names its product dnaJ homolog subfamily C member 13. Gene Ontology annotation, biological process: receptor-mediated endocytosis; regulation of early endosome to late endosome transport; endosome organization. The transcript is spliced from 58 exons. Lineage: Eukaryota; Metazoa; Chordata; Actinopteri; Anabantiformes; Osphronemidae. The coding region runs from base 196 to 6972 and encodes 2258 amino acids. The record is from RefSeq and is a predicted model, not a curated record. Gene Ontology annotation, cellular component: endosome membrane.